CCUGUUUGCUGCUCGCGUGCUGCUGGGCUCGCUGGGAAAAGCUUGCCCGGAUAAUUCAUGAAAGAGAAAAAGAAUGGCAUCUAGAAUAAAUACGAGUUUCACUUUGAUUCCCAACAAUAAAUUCAGACGUAGUCAUCGAAGGUCCAACUAUUUUUCUAACACUUUUGAUUCUGAUUCUCUGCUAUUAUCAGCACUUGGAAAUUUUAAAGCCUUACCAUUGGAAAUAUUUCAGAUAAUCUUAAAAUAUUUGUCAGUGAAGGAUAUCAGUUUGCUAAGCAUGGUAUCCAAAACAGUCAGCCAGCAUAUUAUUAACUACAUCUCAACCUCAUCAGGAAGCAAAAGGCUUUUACUACAAGACUUUCAUAACCUGGAGCUACAUGGCAGAAGACAAAACCUCACUAUACUGGAGCACUACAGAUCUCUAGGUCUGCUAUUUAAAAGAUGUACAUUGCUGCUACCCACUAAAGAAAGACUAAAGUACAUUAACAAGAUACUCACAGAAGUUCCCUGUUUUAAAUUCAGUGGCUGUGCAGCUCCAUUGCAGUGUUUAGGUUUAUCAUGCUAUGGCAUAUUUUUACAGACAUUAACAGCAGGUUGGGAUGAACUUGAGUGUCACCGUGUUUUUAACUUCUUAUGUGAGCUAACAAACCUCUCCCGCAAGAUGCAGACUGUUGUGUGCAGCAAGCCAGGAAAUGCUCGAAAACUGGAGUUAAGAAUCCGACUCUUCUGUAGGAAUGUUCUGCUUGAUCACUGGACACAUCGCAGUGACUCUGCUUUUUGGUUGACACGUAUAUUAAAACCAUGGCCAAUGGUGAAUCAGGCAAGGUUACUAUAUAUCAUCUUUGGACCAGUAUCGCCUCAAGAUGGACAGGUUGUUUGGCAGAAAAUGAUAGAAGGGCCUACAGAUGAAUCCAGUUUAAAAGGUUUGGCAGAUGCCAUUAAAUUAUUAUAUGAAACAGGCACCAAAGAAUGGACAGCAGAUGAUGUUAUAAGUCUUGUGGAUGAAUUAUCAGUGGUUCCCCGGGAAUGGCUUCUAGAGAAUAAUGCACGUCUACUGAUCCUAAGUGGAAACAACAUCUGUUUCACCUUCAUGGCUAGUAAAGCUGUGAAUGGACGGGUCAUUGAACUAGCAAGGCUAAUAGUUUUUUUGGCUUUGGUGUGUGAGAAAGAACUAUACUGUAUGGAUUGGGCAGUUAAAAUGAUGCAAAAAGUCUGUAAAGUCUUUAGCACUCCACUGGAAAGAAAUAACUUCCUACAGAAUGUGGCAAAUGCAUUUGCAUGUCUUACAAUGGAAAUGCUGCAGACAGUUAUGUCUGGAGAUCGUGAUGAAGAUGACAGAACCUUUUUGAAUUUGUUCCAUCUUGUGCAUGCUCAGGCUAACUUCCAUAAGGAGGUCCUGUAUCUGGCCGUGAAUACUCUCUCUUCCUAA
Sorex fumeus (smoky shrew) is the source of this 1429-nucleotide messenger RNA. It is a transcript of the gene FBXO47, whose product is annotated as F-box protein 47. The transcript has 11 exons. The record is from RefSeq and is a predicted model, not a curated record. The coding region runs from base 74 to 1429 and encodes 451 amino acids. NCBI's taxonomy places the organism in Eukaryota, Metazoa, Chordata, Mammalia, Eulipotyphla, Soricidae. Gene Ontology annotation, molecular function: protein binding.